UAGAACAAACCUGUCCUGAAGGCUGGCAGCAGUUUAACUCCAGUUGGUACUUCCUGUCUACUGAGACUAAAACCUGGGAGGAGAGUAGACAGGACUGUCUGGAGAGAGGAGCAGACCUGGUGAUCGUAAACAGUGAUAUGGAACAGCAGUUUCUCAUUGGCCUCAAUAAGGGAGCCUGGAUUGGUCUGACUGACUCUGUUWCUGAGGGGACCUGGAGAUGGGUGGACRGCACCCCACUGACCAUAAGUUACUGGCACUCACAGCAGCCUGAUAAUGGUGGUGGCGACCCAAAAAACGGGGAGGAGGACUGUGUUGAGCUGAACACAGAAACAUGGCCUCCUGCAAAGGCAUGGAAUGACCAGUCAUGUUUAGACAAUCGUCACUGGAUCUGUGAGAAAGUGGUUUAACAACACCAUGACAACAGAGGGGGCUGGUGGGAGUACGAGCACACAUACAGCACCCUACAGUGCACACAACUUCAUUCUCUCUCUAAGACACACCAACACACUGUAGGUACUGUACUGGGGGCAAAACAACCUGAUAAUGGUGGUGGACCAAGAUGUAACUAGGACUGUGCUGAUGUUAAUAUUGGGUAUUCUGAGCCUGUAUAUAAAUAUUCUGACAUAUCAUUUACCUCUGAAGAUUGGAUUUGUGAAGAGUUAUACAGUACAUUUACAUUUACAUUUAGGUCAUUUAGCAGACGCUCUUAUCCAGAGCGACUUACAAAUUGGAAAGU
Molecule: messenger RNA, 736 nt
Organism: Salvelinus sp. IW2-2015
Lineage: Eukaryota; Metazoa; Chordata; Actinopteri; Salmoniformes; Salmonidae
Source: RefSeq, a predicted model, not a curated record